Podarcis lilfordi (Lilford's wall lizard) is the source of this 10551-nucleotide messenger RNA. Lineage: Eukaryota; Metazoa; Chordata; Lepidosauria; Squamata; Lacertidae. The record is from the annotation of a GenBank genome assembly.
CUCAGUAAGAACAGCUCGCGUCUCUGGCAUGGCAACAUAAACUCCAGCCCAUCACCCAGCGAGCAGCACCAAAGUCUUCAGCCUGAGGAACAGCAGCUUCCUGGCAGUGAUGGGUGCCUGCCUUCGCCCCUUGGAGGGUAAGAACUGGCUGGGGGUUUUGAGGAAGGGCCCUGGGUGAAAAUGCAAAGGUGCUUCUGGUGGGUCAAGGUCCCCUGCGCUGCAGAGUCAGGUGAUGGAGGACCCAUCAGGUCUGGGACUGGUUUCACAGCGAGCAUAACUGAAGAACUCUCCCGCAGCCCUUGCUGCUCAUUAUGCUCAAAGGCUAUGGCUGAGGUCAGGAUCUGUGUCAGGGAAGAGCUCUGGAAAAUUUUUUCCUUUCCAGGGCGCAGUUAUAAGGAAAAUGUUCAAAAGAACAAGUGUGCCUCUGAAUGUACGCAUCACUGUGCGCAUCUCCCUCAGCACUGAGGAAUUAAUGUAUGGAAUUCACUGCCACAAGAUGUGGUGGCAGCCACUGAACUACAGUGUUUUUUUAAAAAUUGAUGUUGGUUUAUAUAUAUUAGCAACUAUGCUUUAAUAUUUUGUAAUAUUUUGUUUAAAUUGUCUGUUGUUGCUUCAGUUUUCUGUACACUGCUUAGAGAUCAUUUAAAUAUAUUAAGUGGUAAAGGAAUUAAAUAAUCAGUCAAUCAUGUGUACUCCAUUAUGUAAAGACAUCUGAGCUGGCUGCUCCGAGCCCUUUUUGCAAAUUUUCACCACUUUGAAACUAACCUAAGUUUUGCUGCCUGUGAUUUCUUAAUGCUGUAUGGAAAAGCACAUGAAACUGACCUUUGAAGAGUUUGUAAAUAAGCCAUUUUAAACUUACCAAAUGUCUGGUCUUUUUCUAUGUUAAGUCGAAGAGGGAACUUGGGAAGGAAUAUUUUAAAGGUCUAACAGCUUAUAUUUCCACGCUUUACUUCGCUGCAGGUUUUGUGUCUACUGGGGUUCUCUCACCCUGAAACCUGAAUCUUGGCAUCCAGUGAAAUUUUUUAUACAUCAUUUUUCCUCUCUCAAUCAACAUAUAUUAAAUGUUUAUGGGGAUGGUGUGUGGGUGGUUUUGGAGGUUGUUGUAUGAUAAAAAUUCUCCAAAAGUCAAUAGUGAACAAAGCAUGCCAUUCAUUGCUCCUCUGCCAAAAUUUCUACUUUGAAUGGUCUCCAAGACCACAUUUAUUUUCUCACUGAAACUCAUGAUAAGAACUUAAUCAUGAAUGUUCUUUGAGUCUAGUGUAGCAGAGUGUUCUUCUAAUGGAGAGCAGGGGCUUUGAGCUGGGAAGCCUCUUGUUUGGACCUUACUUUAGGCAUAUCAUGUGGGUUCUUGGUGGCCCCAGCAGGAGGCUCCCCGGCAAGACCCCCCCACUGGGCACCAGCACUACAGCCUUUUCCCAGGCAUUUUCAUAGAAUCAUAGAGUUGGAAGAGACCACAAGGGCCAUCGAGUCCAACCCCCUGCCAAGCAGGAAACACCAUCAGAGCACUCCUGACAUAUGGUUGUCAAGCCUCUGCUUAAAGACCUCCAAAGAAGGAGACUCCACCACACUCCUUGGCAGCAAAUUCCACUGUCGAACAGCUCUUACUGUCAGGAAGUUCUUCCUAAUGUUUAGGUGGAAUCUUCUUUCUUGUAGUUUCGAUCCAUUGCUCCGUGUCCGCUUCUCUGGAGCAGCAGAAAACAACCUUUCUCCCUCCUCUAUGUGACAUCCUUUUAUAUAUUUGAACAUGGCUAUCAUAUCACCCCUUAACCUCCUCUUCUCCAGGCUAAACAUGCCCAGCUCUCUUAGUCGUUCCUCAUAAGGCAUCGUUUCCAGGCCUUUGACCAUUUUGGUUGCCCUCCUCUGGACACGUUCCAGUUUGUCAGUGUCCUUCUUGAACUGUGGUGCCCAGAACUGGACACAGUACUCCAGGUGAGGUCUGACCAGAGCAGAAUACAGUGGCACUAUUACUUCCCUUGAUCUAGAUGCUAUACUCCUAUUGAUGCAGCCCAGAAUUGCAUUGGCUUUUUUAGCUGCCGCGUCACACUGUUGGCUCAUGUCAAGUUUGUGGUCAACCAAGACUCCUAGAUCCUUUUCACAUGUACUGCUCUCAAGCCAGGUGUCGUGAUUGAGAGCAGUACAUACGUGAUUGGCUGUUUCUUAUUCACCACCAAUUUAUGGUUCGUUUUGGUUAACUAAUUAUAGUGUUAACUUUGCUAAUUUUUACGGGGCACAGUGAUUUAAGGAAAAGAUGAAUAAAUUGGUGCUUUGGGCUUUAAAAACCUCCUGGUAGUGUGCUAUAUGGGAGAUUUUAUGCAUGAGCUGGAUACAGAAUGAGCUGUUGUUUAAGACUGUUGGUAAAUGGAUAUUUUAUACAUGAAGAGGAUACUGAUAUCUACUUUGGACUUUUAUAUGUGCUUGCUGUCAGUUUCUGAGGUUGCAAGAGACACCAUAGCUGACAGCAGCCUCUAAGAAGCUUUAACCUCUGGCCAAAGUUGCUAAGCCUCCACCUCAGCCAAAUUCACUCACAAGCCAGCCCAACUACUGGGUGUAAUCUGCCUCUGACCCCCAAAGCUCCUCGGGUUAUACUUCUGGCUGCUUGGACAGUUUAGUUGAUUUUAGAAACCUGCUUGCCCAGGCUGUUCUGGUAAGCCCUCCUUAGAUAGGGAGCUACUGGCUCCCUUCUGAUCUUCACCAGCAAAACGUUAACCCACUAAGGAUGAAUUUGCUUAAUACUCAGGUCUCAUCUAUCCAUUUUCACCCCAGUUUUCUGUGGUCUCCCAACAGUUAACUCCCAACUGACAUUUCCAACUGGCAGCCAAACAGAGUCCAUUGUUUCACAGACCAAUAAAGAUGAAUUUUCUUAACCCAGUCUCCUAUAAAUAUUAAAAAAGCAAUAAUCUCCUCUCCCCACCUGUGAAACAGGCCUGCAACCCAGUAAUAGCACAAGGUCUCAAACUUUUACAUUUUCACCCAGACAAAGUAACACCCCAGAAAUCUUUUCCAAACCACAAAGCAUAGACAGAGUGACAUGCACAAAGCAUUUCCUCAGAGAGCUCAAGGCGGCUCACCCUCGCCCUCUCCAUUUUCCCCUCCGCAAUCCCAUGAGGCGGAUUGGCCUGAGAGAUGGUGCCUGAGCCACAUUCAUCCAGCUUGCUUCAUGAUUAAGCGGGAAUUUGAACCCUGCUCAACUUUUAGUUUUCUUUUAAAGAAAUAUUUUUACCAGCUCCACUCUGGCUCUCCAAGAUGAUAACAAGUGAAUUUACCGCACAUGUAAAUAAAACAUUACUGUGUUAAUUUAUUCACAGAUCACUGGCCACAUAUAACAAUCUACUGAAUGUCAAACACCUAAGAUCAUUUAAAGAGAAAGAGUCAGAAAACAAUUAUAGAUUGUCUAAGGAAAAGGCAAUAUGCAGAAAUAUUUUUCUUCAAGGUUCAGGAUUUCUCCUUCUGUCCCUCUGCAACCUGUCAUUUCAGUGCACCCAGUGACCCCUCUCAGAACAAUAAAGGAUUGUGGCCAUGAUGCUCUGAUAACAGUAACCGCCAACUGCUCAAAUGACAUCCGGGAUCAGGGAAUGAAAGAGAAGCUGUUUUCUUUGUAAACUGUAGCCCAUUUUCACAUACAGUUUAGCUCUCACACACAGAAACACACAGACACACAAAAGCAAACCACCCUCAUGGAGGUGGUUAGGCAGAGCAAUGGUGGCAGGAUCAAUGAAACUUCACUCUAAACUGGUUGAAUGGAUUUUAUGUGUGAGGAGGCAAGCAUAGGCUCAUCGGAUGAGGCCAGAUGAUCAUGAAAUGGACUUUAUGCCUACAUGAUUUUAGGGGUAUACAAAGUUCAGGGCCUUUUUUCAGUCAGAACAUGCCAGAACUCAGUUCCGGCACCUCUCAGGUGAGCGCCAUUGCCAUUAUAACGGAACAAGGGAGGUGUUCCAUAGUGAGUUCCAGCACCUCUUUUUCUUAAAAAAAAAUAGCACUGACAAAGUUGCUAUCUAAGCUUGGAGCUUAUUUAUCUAUACAAAAUAUUUCUGUACCACGAUAGGCGGCAGGAGUUCAGCUGGGAGCCAGUUGUGGGGGUGCCUGGUUGUGCCCCUCUCAGGAUUUUGCACCCAGGGCCACCGCCCCCCAGCUACGCCACUGCACACAGUUUACCAGUGCCUGUGAAUUAAAUGCAUUAACAUUAACCUGAGACAUUUGGAGUCCAGUUGUCCUAUAGUAGCAUAUAAUUGAUCAACUUUUUGUACUUGAUAUAUUUUGGCAUAGCUGAAUCCAGUUUAAUAAACUGGAGUAUUUAUGUUCUAUAUAUACCUGAUGUAAAACUUCAGCGUCUAUAGGGAAGUUAUUUUUGCAAAUGAUAUUUCUAGUUGCUUAAACAAAAAACCACAAACCUGCCUAUGGGUCAGUCAUUAGAAGAACUGUUGCCUCUUGUAGCCUGAGGGGUUUCAGUUUCCUACGCAGGAGAUGUUACUACAGUAUGAUAAAUGGAAAGCAAACCCAACCAGAUCUGUUUGUGGCCUCUGCACAUCUUGUGACACCUAGUGGUGGUCUCAUAUUUUGCGGGAUCUUGAGCCACAUGCUAAGCCUGCUUCUUUGCGGUAGAUAAAGUCAGAGCAGAACAUGGGUGUCAUUAUUAAAAGCACAGUGUGUAUGUAGCAUUGGGCACAGAAUUCCACUUCCUGAGAAUCCUGCCAUGAUGACUGUGGAGAUGAGCGGCGCUUCUCAGAAUUCCUGUUAAUGACGCCAUGAGACCUUUUGCAAGGAAAGUGCAUGCUAAACUGUAGCAUGCACCCGUAUAAUUUUAUUCAUCAUGGUGUCUCUUAUUGUUAAGUUGUGGGUGAACAUAUCAGACGACACAGCGAUUCUUCAAACAGCUCUUGUUUAUUCACAGGCCAGAACAGAACUGAACUGAAGGGUUCAGCCAGCCUGCUUAUAUAGAGCUCCACUAGAACGCAACAGUAACCAUUUUCUGUAACUAUCCAAUCACUGAACGUCACCUUCGAUCCCUUAUUUGCAUAUGUGGACCUGAACUAUCUACAGUAUCCCCCUGCUGACCCAGGGUGAGAACUUCAGUACAUAACACUUAUGUCUCCCACAGGUCCAGAUGGCGCAAGCCAGCCUCCCAGUGAUCCCCUCUUUUUCCACCCUUACCUCAAAGGCUCCCAGGUCAUCAUGGACGAGUCCCACUGCAUAGCGAGCAGAGCAGCCACGUUCUGCAACGGCAUUGUCUUCUCCAGCCGGCCUAUUGAACUUUAUGAGAAGGUGACUUUGAAAAUCUUAAAGGAAGAGAGCAGGUGGUGUGGAGGCCUAAGGGUGGGCUUCACUUGGGAGGAUCCGUCCCUCGUUGAGCCCAGUGUGCUGCCUCCGUAUUCUUGCCCAGACCUGGUAAAGCAAGGGAAGUGUCGUGCAGCUGUCGUACCAGAAGAAUAUGAAGCAGAAGGCACCAUUGUCAGCUUCUGGGUGGACAACCAAGGUUCUGUUUUCUGCAGCACCAAUGAGAAGUCAGAAGGUUUCCUGUUGGCAGAUGGCGUCUUGGUCACAAGGCCUCUCUGGGCUGUUGUGGACAUCUAUGGAAGGACCAAGGCAGUCCAGCUUUUGGGUAAGCAACUGAAGCAUCUAAACUCAGGGGUGGGGGAAUCUUGUUCAGCAUGAGGGCCACAUUCCCUCACAGGCAGCCUUCUGGGGACCACAGGCUGGUAAUGAGUUGGACCAGAAGCAAAAAGUGGGUGGGGUAAUAGUUGUGACUGUUUCCAUGCAGCAGCCUACAUCUCAGCCAUACAAAAGAUUUCUCUACCCACCCUUCUCUCCACCCAUUAUCGCUGUUGAAAUAUGCUUUCCAGCUGGGGAAAGCCCUUGAGCAUGGUGUGUGGUGUGGCCUGGCAAGAAGGCAGGGCUGUUGAUGGGUGAAGGCUGCACUUGAGAGGCAGCAUCCUAAAGUCUCUCUCGUUCCCUUCCAGGUCCCUCCAGCCUACCAACCAAUGCUGAUGGGCUCAGCCUUCUUCAACAGAGUGGUGAGUAUCUGGAAAAGCUGCGAGUUGCCCUCAAUUUCCUCUCAUUAUUUUCUUUUAGCCCAGGAAACCAUCCCAGAAACAAGCUCUCCCAGGGCACUUCACUACCCAGUGCAAAUUUCACUUUUAUUGUUUUGUUUUUUGUUUUGAAAAAAACUGGCUUCAAUGGAGCUGUAAUUUUGUAUUUUAUACUUUGUAUUUUGUCUUAUUGGUCCACUGACCAUUAAACAUCUAACUGACAAAAUAGAUACAACAAAAAGACACCAUACAUUUUUGUUUUUCUCUCACAAGGGCACAGACCCUGCAGAGGCCACCUUUGGAACUCCCUGUCACAGUGGUUUUCAACCUUUUUGAGUCCACAGCUCCCUUAACCAACCAUAUUCACUGGGGUUCCGUUACAGGGUGUGCAUAAGUGGGAAUUUGCCCAUUCCGCCCUGCCCCUUGUCAGCGCCCUUUUUGUCGUCCUUGUAAGUGGGAGCGCACUGCUCUGCAGGGCCGAGCUGACGCACUCCAUGUGGCAGCCACAGCCUACCUUCCCCCAAAUCAGCGCACACAUGGUGUGGUGGGGAGUGGAGAGGGAAAAUGAGAUUAAGAUCCAAAGUAGAAAUACUAUGUUAUUGCAGGGAAGGAAUAGCACACAUGCAGACAUGGUCCUUCCCUGACACAUUCUCCCUGUCCCCAUAAAGCUGGAUGACUGUUAAAGAUCAGGGGGGUUGGCUGGGGGGUGAGGUGGAGAAGAAGAGGGGGGCAGGAUGUUGGGGGAAGCAGGACAGGGAAACACAGAAGACACUCCUCACUUUCAGGGUUAUUUUUGAAUCCCUCCUUACAGAGCACGCACGUGUCUAGGAACACAAACCAUAAUGUUACUUUGCUAUUUUCUUGCAUUUUUCAAGCCCCCUGUGUAAAACUAAGGAACUGUUAGUUAUUCAGCCGGGAAGGGGUUUUGUUUGUCUGUGUGGGGGGGAGAUAUUAAGAAAAAGUGUUUCCCCACUUUCUUACUGCUGUCUUAUUUUGGGAAGAAAAUGGGCUGCAAGUUAAAGCUGUCUGCUCCUCUGAAUGUUCCUCAGAGAAAGGCAGAGAGAUAUAGACUGCAAGCUAAUGAAGGGGUGGUCCCUCAGGGCUCCCCUCAACAUUUCUCAAGUCACCCCAGGGUGCCACAGCACACUGGUUAAAAACCAGUGCUCAAUCAUAUAAAGACAUUGGGAUGAGCCAACUACGGGUGGAGGAUAAAUUCUGUUCAGUUCACAGUUUAUCGUAAAUCUACCCAAUUCACACUUCCUGAAACAACAGGGGAGUCAGUGCACAGCUACCCUUCAAAAUUUGUGCUGGUCUCCAACCUCCAAAAAAGUGUUUAAAAUGCACAAGCCACUCACCAACCCCCACCAGCUCCCCCUGGACUCACUCACUCCAGUCCAGUAGCUGAAUCAGGAACAAAUUAAUUAUUAUUAAUAAAUGCAGCUGAAAACAAGAUAGCAGUGUGGACAGUGAGUGCAAGCGAGGCAAAGUACUGUCAAAACUUUGUCUCUCUAGCAACAUUCCCUCCAUCCUCAGAGAACACAAAUAGCAUGUGAUAAGUCCAAAGGCUACUGCUGCUUCCCUACCUGGCUAGGCUAGGCUCCUUGUGCACAAAAAGAGGCUCCCAUGGGCAUGUGCAGAGUGCCAUUCCCUCCCCCAUUGGGUAAAGGGUAGUCAGUGGCGGGAGAGCCAAGCAGGCAGAGCAGAGGCGCAGGCAGAGCUUGUUCUUCUGCUCAUUUCUGGCUGCUGACAUUCUGAUCACCCCCUACUGGUGCUCAUCUAGUACAGAGAGAAAAGUUGGUGAGUUCUCAGGACUCAUUAUUAUUUUUAAAAAAUUGCAAACUGAUGUGGAAACAUGACAAACUGAAGCUAAGCUUGCGAAACCAAAAUUGACCGACUUGUCCAUAUUAAAGCCUGCUCAUCCCCCCCCCCCUUUGUGGUUAAAUAGCAUAAGUAGGAAGAAGAGUGUGCUGAAGAAGCAUUUCUAUGUUUCUUAUUCCGUGUCUUUUGUAUGAAAUACAGAGUCCACCUGUGGGGAUUUCCAUGCCUUUCCUGAGGAAUGUGCUGUAUGCUUCGGGCAAAAAGCCAACACCAUGAUGCUUCCUUGCUCUCAUGCCAACUUCUGCUCCCACUGCUCCCUGAAAAUUUUCCAUACCACCAGUCGCUGCCCAUUGUGCCGGCAGGAAGUGAAGAAAAUUAUUCCCAUCUCUGUUUUGGCAGAAGGAGAGAGCCCAGAAGUCUGGCCAGAAUAAGCAAGGAAUAGCCAGCCCCUGUGGUGACAAAAGUAUGCACUAUCAAAGCUCCUGAAAUAUUUCAAAUCUUGAUGGGAACCCGCCGAGGUGGAGAAGACAAAGGCUGACUUUAAAGAGAGAUGCACAAGGAAGAGAUCACUGUGGCAGAAAAGAUGGGCUGCUGAGAUCUUUCUCACUCUCUCCAUGGCCCGAGAGGGAGGUGUAUAAAAAUGACUCUCCAUAAUAAGACACUUUUGCCUUUAAAAAGCAGAGAACCAUGGUGCUAGAUUUAGAACAGUGACAUCUAAAUUCAACAGUAGGACUGAAACAUGUUAAGGAGGAAGUGAGGGAUCAAGCAGAUGCUGAAAAUAUCCAAAGUGGGAGUGGAGACUGUGCUGGGAGCAAAGUGAAGAAUACCCUUUAUUAGCCACCCAUUUCAGCAGUAAUUUUCUCUCCCAAGCAGUAUCAGUGUUACAGUUUAACCAAAGCCAUUGUAAACUGCUUUUCAUGCACACCUUAAUCUUAUCUCACAGCCAUGCAAAAAGUGUUUGUCUUUUAGGCUGUUAGAGAGGAACAAGCAGAUGGUAGGUAAGCCAAGGCAGGUGCAAAGUUUAUGUCCAUUGAGAGAGAUACUCUCCAAACAGGGCAAAAUGGAUGGAGUCUUCAAGGAGCAGGAGAAACACAACUCUAUCAUGAACAGAACAAAUGAUAGGAGUCAAAAGUGUUGGGAAGCUGGUUAGGAGAUUCCAAAAGGGGCAGGGUCACAUGGGCAGUAGGAGGAGCAUAAAGCAGCCUUCUGCUCUCCAGAUGUUUUGUAGUGCAAUGCCCAUCAAGCCAAGGGGUGGCUGGGGCUGGUGAGGCUGUAGAGUUGUCUGGAGGGCACCAGGUUGGAGAAGCCUUGCAGAAUCCAUUAUAUCAGCAGAGGAACAGGAAGCCCUGAGAAGCCUGCUGUCUUUCCUGCUGUUUCGUGGAAUGGGAAAUUCCCAUUCCAGAAAGAGGCCCAAGACCUCAUCAUUCGAGUAGGAAACACAGGGGUGAUUCUGUUGUGCUUUAUUCAUUUGAGAUCAGUCUACCCAUUUUGCCCCAGGAGAGACCAUGGAAAUAGCAAGGUUAAUUCACCUUGUCGAGAGCAAAGGGGGUGGGAGCAGGGAUGAGAGAACCACGUGGACAAUGAAUGUGGCUACAGGUUUCCAGGUUUUUUCUGGCCCUGCUCUUGUGCCUUUAACAAGUUUGAAAUGCAGAAAACCAGCAGGUUAACCUUUUCCUAUUGAUAAAAGAAAUGAUGGGCCAAACAUUUAUUGUUGUUAGCCGCCCUGAGCCCAGCUUCGGCUGGGGAGGGCGGGAUAUAAAUAAAAUUUAUUAUUAUAUUAUUAUUAUUUGCUAAAUUUCUGUCAGCCUAUUUUUAUAGACGGGGACACGGGUGGCACUGUGGUCUAAACCACUGAGCCUAGGGCUUGCCGAUCAGAAGGUCGGCGGUUCGAAUCCCCAUGAUGGGGUGAGCUCCCGUUGCCCGGUCCCUGUUCCUGCCAACCUAGCAGUUCAAAAGCACGUCAUGUGCAAGUAGAUAAAUAGGUACCGCUCCGGCGGGAAGGGAAACGGUGUUUCCGUGUGCUGCUCUAGUUCACCAGAAGCUGGCCACAUGACCCGGAAGCUGUACGCCAGCUCCCUCGGCCAAUAAAACGAGAUGAGCGCCGCAACCCCAGAGUCGGUCACGACUGGACCUAAUGGUCAGGGGUCCCUUUACCUUUACUACUUUUAUAGACAGGUAUAGAACAAAGUCACCUCACCAGCUUGUUGUUUCUUGUUGUUUUAAGCCUUACGUUCAGUGACAAGCCAAGGUGCCAACUUUUUAAACUAUUAGUUUUGUCAUCCAACUCUGUCCUUGAGACAAUACAUUAGGCCAACCAAAAGGUCACUAAAUCCUGAAAACCCAGAAGCUUGCACACGAACUCUUCAUCAGGCUAGAUGGGAGUGGUGGAGGGGAGAGUCCCGAGAGGCUGAAGAGAGAAAACUUUGUUGGCCAACGGUGAGGCUGUGAAGCCUGCAAAGCAGGGAAAGGUAACACGUUCCAGUGAGGCAGUUUGAGUGAUCAUGCAGGUAUCAGACAAUAACUAACAAUGCUUGAUUACCUGUCUGAAAAUACAAGAACUGUUUCAUAUCCAGGGCUAUCUGCAUCUGUUAGCUGCUAUUAUUCCGCAGGUACUACUGGUUUUCAUCAUUCCACUUUAUGUAUUUGUUUUUAUAUAUUUUUCUAUGCCUUUGUAAACUAUUUUCCUUUAUAUAAUAAAAACAUUUUCUAU